AUGGACUUCCCAGGUCAUUUCCAGCACAUCUUCCAGCAGCUCAACCACCAGCGCCUGCACGCUCAGCUGAUCGACUGUGUGGUGCUGGUGGGAGGCCAGAGCUUCGAGGCUCACCGCUCCAUCCUGGCAGCAUGCAGCUCUCACUUCAGAGCCCUCCUGAGCUCCAGUGACGCUGGAGAUGAGGUUGGAGCAGCGUGGGUCGACAGAGGUGAAGGCCCAAGUGUGAUAGAUCUGGAUCCAGAGGUGGUGACCCCCGAGGCCUUCUCCACCCUGCUGGACAUGAUUUACACCUCCACCCUCUCCCUGGGACGCUCUAACGUGAUGGACGUUCUGCUGGCCGCCUCGCACCUCCAUCUGAACACUGUGGUGAAGGCCUGCAAGCUCCACCUGUCCAGGAAGAACUUCCCUGCUUCGCCGCCUAAAGGAUGGAGGUCAGUGCAACAGCAGCAGCAGCAGCAGCCGUGUCCCCCCUCACAGGCCGAGAGUUCGCCCUCCCUUCAACUGGUCUCGUCUGCCAUGGAGGAGGACCCAGAUGAAGAUGGAGAGGUAGUAGAGGUGAGCCAAUCGAUUGGGGAGGUCAGGGGAGUCAAUGGAGAGACAGGUGCAGCCGCACCGUCCUCGAUGUAUAAAAGGAAGUCACAGGAGGACAGGCUCAGCGGCAGGAAGAGAAGCUGCAGAAUGCCUGAGGGAAACUACAAGGAGUGUUCUACCACUGUGACCAGCAGAAGCACUGUCAGUGCAGAGGAGGGAGGAGAUGAUCCACCGUCCCGAGACCACCUGAGGACAGCUGAUGGACUUUUGGAGAACCAAGGGGAUGAGGAGGUGGAGGAGAAAUACGAAGCAACCAGGGGAGAGUCAGAGGAGAUCCAGCUGCCGAGCCAGUCGGACAGCAGCACGGGAGGUGCAGGGGCGUUGAAGAACGAUGGAGAUACAGAUGGAGACACGGUGGUGAAGGUAAAAGUGGGAGAAGAAGGGGAGGAAGAGGUAGAGGAGCCAGAGAUGGUGAUGCUGGAGGUGAAAAAGGAAAAUCUAAGCUCUUGCUCCCCAGAUUUAGAUUCUCCUCCAUCCCAACCACUAGACUGCACAGACAAUUUGAACGCACAAGUAAAUAAUGAGAAAAUGUCCACGGCAGCCGACCCAGCACUGGGUGGUGUUGGCUGUUUACAAUCUCAGCUGUGCACAGAUCUUCAGACUGACACACACAGGGACGAUGGGGAUUUGUGUGAGGAGGCUGAAGGCCUGGACAGCCUGUCAGAGCUGGCCUUCUCCUGCUUCCUCAAUCCCAGCGCCCUGGGAGCCCUGGAGGAAGAAGACAGCCUCGCUAGUCUCACAGCUGCAGCCACUGCAGCCGCCGCCGCCGCCAGCGAUGCUGGAAAUUCCUCUGAUUCCUCCUCCUCUCUUGUUUUUCCAGUAACCUCUGUCCCUCUGCAGCAGCUUCUUCCGACUCAGAGCUCUGGUUUUAGCGACACGCUCAUCCUGCAGCCCACCCAGAACUCUUUAGCAGGGUUUCUAAGCGGCAUCAGACCCGGCCUCAGUUUGGAAGCCUCCCUCGUCCCACCCACACCCUCUAGAGGUGGGACAGGCUCAGGUGCGACAACCUUCCGUCGCAUUGCUCCCAAGGUGGUGCCUGGGUCAGAGGCCGGCACAGAUCCGUCCUCCUCCUCUUCUGGGUCAGCGGGGGAUGCUGCUGCUGAUCGGCCUCCUCUAACCAGAGCUUCAGAGGAUGUUAUGUCCAAGUGCAAGAAGGCGGCAGCCGAGGACCAUGUGCUGUUAGUAGAAGGGGAGAAGAAAUACGCCUGCAGCAUCUGCUGCAAAACCUUCAUGAACCUGACUGACUGUAAGAAGCACAUUCGUGUCCACACGGGAGAAAAGCCCUACCCCUGUCCGAAGUGCGGCAAGCGCUUCAGCCAGUCGUCCCACCUGUACAAGCACUCCAAGAACACGUGUGUGAACUGGAAAGACGAGCAGUCGUUCCCAGAACCGCUGCUCUGACCUCUUUGCUAGAGGAAGAAAACAAAUUACACUAUGAAUCUGAUUAUUUUCAAAUCUCAAACACUUGUUCCAUGAAAUCAAAAAUCAAUGUGGUUAUAUAUUUACUUGAUGUUUUAUUUUGUUUCAACCAAGCUGUUUUUUCCCAUAAGUGAAACAUUCAAUGUAGCAAAACCAAUGUGAAUGCACUGAAACUAUCCUCAAAGAAUAACAUGGUU
Pleuronectes platessa (European plaice) is the source of this 2207-nucleotide messenger RNA. RefSeq names its product zinc finger and BTB domain-containing protein 5. The record is from RefSeq and is a predicted model, not a curated record. Gene Ontology annotation, biological process: regulation of transcription by RNA polymerase II. The transcript is spliced from 2 exons. Gene Ontology annotation, molecular function: RNA polymerase II cis-regulatory region sequence-specific DNA binding; protein binding; DNA-binding transcription factor activity, RNA polymerase II-specific. Gene Ontology annotation, cellular component: nucleus. Bases 1 to 1992 code for a protein of 663 amino acids. Lineage: Eukaryota; Metazoa; Chordata; Actinopteri; Pleuronectiformes; Pleuronectidae.